ACCACUAUGUUUGAGUCUCAGAAAAUUUGUAUAUCAGAAGUAAGAAGUAAUCUUUUGUUGUUUUAUUGUAGACUUUGUCCACCACUGAUUUGCAAAAAUCCCUUAUCCUAUUUUUCAUUAAACAUGUUCACAAACUAACCACUUCUAACUGCAAACACAUAACAAAACUAAAACAAGUCCAACAAAUUGGAAACAAGUAACCAUGUCUUCCUUAACAACCAGACAACAUUUUCCCACAACACAUAAUUCCCAAGUGCAAAUUUUUCCUUUCAAGUCUAUUCCUCUUUCAACCUUGUUCAUCACCAACAAGAACAAUAGUAGUAGUACUACAAGAUUCUUUAACCUCUGUGAGUUUUCAAGUUACAAGAAUUUGUCUGUUGUGGUGAAAGCAGCUAGUGGGGAUGGAAGCAUUUCACCUAAAGAUCAAGAUUAUGAAGAUGGGGUUUCUUUGGGAACUAUGAAGUUGCCACUAGAUGUUGAUCUUGCAAGAUUUGAAACUCUACUUUUUCAGUGGGCUAACAGCCUUUGUCAAGGAGCGAUGCUGCCACUUCCGGUGCCUCUAAAGGUUGAUAAAAUUCCUCGCGGAGCCAGACUUUGCUUUAUGACAGUUGACGAUGCUCAAACUGAAGUGAUUGCAUAUAUAGAUUGUAUGGUUUUCCCUGCUACCGAGACCUCACCUCCAAUAUUUCGAGCCAUAAGAAAUGGACCCUUGAGAGAUAAGGCGCCUCCCGGGGAGCCAAGAAUCAUGAGAAGCCUUUUAGGUGCCCUUCAGAAGUCUGUUGAGAUAGCUAGAGUUUGAAAGUUAGGGACACUUUUUUUUCUGUUCUAAUAUAUGGUUCUUGCUUUCAACACCCUUUUAUGUAUAAAAACAUUUUUAUACGGGGGAAGCGCUUCCUACUAGAAUUUUUUUU
Capsicum annuum is the source of this 911-nucleotide messenger RNA. RefSeq lists its product as uncharacterized. The record is from RefSeq and is a predicted model, not a curated record. The coding region runs from base 203 to 799 and encodes 198 amino acids. The transcript has 3 exons. Lineage: Eukaryota; Viridiplantae; Streptophyta; Magnoliopsida; Solanales; Solanaceae. Gene Ontology annotation, cellular component: chloroplast thylakoid membrane; chloroplast stroma.